This is a messenger RNA of Dreissena polymorpha, 11146 nucleotides long. RefSeq names its product histidine-rich glycoprotein-like. The transcript has 6 exons. Bases 735 to 1421 code for a protein of 228 amino acids. NCBI's taxonomy places the organism in Eukaryota, Metazoa, Mollusca, Bivalvia, Myida, Dreissenidae. The record is from RefSeq and is a predicted model, not a curated record.
UUUACUACGAGUAUAAAUAGGGCCAAACUGUCGUUUGGUUUCAGUUGCAUACAUACGCUCAUUCGUCUGUAUGAUGCUUGUCAUUUCCUCAUAUUGUAUGUUACAUGAUCGUACAAGUCCACGCCGGGUAUGCGAAUACUUCGUUGACGGAUGGCACUUCACUAACAGAGAACAACAAACGCCACGCGCGAGAGUUACCCGUACAGGCCAAGACAGCCUGUCUGGAGACCUGUCCCAAACUGGACUGCUCCCUCUAGCUACAGAUCUAACCCCUUUAAGUGGGUCCUGCCGAGCCUAAGGUCCCGCUCUGACCAGUACAAGGCUGAUCUUCAGCCUGUCAGGUCUGAGCCAAGACCAGGGCCUGGUUAUUCCGCCACUUACAGUGGUAGGCCUGCAGAUAGAGCCAGUCCAAUAGAGAGAUACAGGUUAGCUGACCCGGCACCCCUUCAGCAGGCAGACAGAUCUGAGAGGUCUAGUGAGUCUUGUAGAUACAGAGAGAGAUCCCAAGCCUUAAGGUCCAAGGAUCAAUCUCCUCCACCCAAGAGAUUCAGGGGAGACUUCAUUGUGCUGGUUGAGCACAUCAGUGAAAGUGAUACCUCCCUGGCAACCAGCUCUGGCAGUGGAUAAUCUCUAGCAAUCAGCUGUGGCACUGGGGGUAACACAUCACUGAGUAAGAUUUUCCUCAAGCAGUAGCACUGUCCUGUACAGCACAGGAAGUGAAUCAUCUCUAGAUUAUGAAAGUGACUGCAGUGUGGCUGAACCAGCUGUGGAGGCAGGGGGCCAUGAGCCCAAAGAGACACCAGAUCUGUGGGGAACUCAGUCUUGAACAGGUAACCCUGAGCCUCAUCAAGAAGCCCCAGCCUGUUUCCAUGGUUACAGCUGACAGACUGUCCAGUCCAGUGGCCACUCCCAAACCAAGUUUCUGUGGUCAAGUGAAACCUUCACAGUUGGAGAACCAUGUCCCAGCUGGACUGCCAGAGCUUUGGGGAUGCUAUGUGAGUGCUGCAAUGCAGAGGCAGAUGGACCAGUGGGAGAGAGAGGCUAGUAGUAGUCAGAUUCCUUUGACAAAACCUGGGUCUGCAUCUAAUCCAUUGAUGCAGUCCAGUGUGGUUGCUAAGCAGCAAGUCCAUUGGUGUGCCCCCAAGCACUGCCUCCAGUCUAGUGUGGUUGAUAGACCAGUUGUCAUGCCAACCCAGCCUGCACUGCAGUCAUCUGUGAGUGCCUGGACCACCCCUGUCCAGAGGAUUAUACCUGGCCCUUCACCGGUUGCCAGAUGGGGCCCCAGCUCUUACCCACAACCCUCUGGAAGGUGUACGGUUGCUAGGAAAUGGCCACUGGAGGAAAAUGAGAAUGAGGCUGCUCCAGCAGCCAAGAUUCACAUUAACAAGAACCACCCAAGGUUCAGACACUUGUUCCAGUAAACAAGUAUGGGUGGAGGAUAAGUAUGGUUUUUAUUAUUUACAAAAAAAGAAAAAUGAAGCACAUGCUUCACCAAAAAAAGUACAAAAAAUAUAUAUGAAGCAACGCUUCGCCAAAAAAAGUAAAAAAAACACAAAAAUACAAAAAAAAAGAUGUAGUGUAGGUUUUGUAGUGUAGUUAUGUAGUUAUCCUAUAAAAACUGUAUUGUAAAGUAGUUUACUGUUUGUUUCAUGUUCCUUCUUUGUUCAACCAUGCACAGCAUGUUCAUGGUUAGCUAUUGGGAUACCGUGAUUUCUGUAUGUGGUUGCAUCAAUGUAUCUGUAGAUUGUUUUCCGUCUUUUUCUCAUAAACCUCCAAAUUUGAUAGAAAUUCAGAGAUAUGUUGCUCAGGUGGGAAAUUUUCAAUGAGUUCCAAUCAAGUGCCUAUUAUGGUUACCAGAGCACCAAUAGAUACAACAUUUAAAGAAACAAAUCUCCCCUGUAACUACUAGCUUGAUUUUUAUUAAGAUAUUGUUAUGAUAUUUUGUAUGUUGUAUGCUGGUAUCUUACAUGCAGACCGGGAUUAGCAUUUCCUUUGGGACCAUUUGGAUUCAGGUCAAAGUCACUGUUACUUAAAAUAAAAAAAUAAGUUUUCUGCUUUAGUUUGUAUGGAAGAACAAGGCAGAAAAUUUAUAUGUAGCUUACAUGUAGACCAUGUUUGGGAUUGAACAAUUUUUUAAUUAAAUUUAAAUAUUGAAAACGUGGUUUUGUGUCAUUGCCAUGUUUCUUGUUAAUAUAGACUAUUGGCACUCUCACAUUCGUCCAACCAGAGCUUUGUUGCUCAGUAUUUUUCAUCAGGUGGUAGUCCUCUAUAAAGUUUGUUGAAAUCAUGCAGAUUGGUCGAAAACUGGCACACAUUUGCACACAGGGGUCACAUUUGCACACAGGGGUCACAAACUGGCAAUGCACCAGGGGUCACAUUUGUGUCACAUGACUGUCGCUAAGUCUAUUACUAGCAACCUAUCAGAGAAUAGGUCAGAUACCUUAUCUCAAUAUAUGGCAAUCCUAGUAUUUUUCAAAAACAAACAUGACAGGUAACCAAUGUCAGAUGGAAAAAGUAAAGGAAAGUUAGGUCAAGCUAAUUGUUUGUCAUGAUUUCUCUUUAAACCUCACGCCAUAUGCAAGUAGUGUUGCCAUGAUCGCAACAUCUUGAUGAAUUAUAAUUCAAUUUUUUGUCUCAUAAACAUUUACUUUGUUUAACAAACAACCUCUACAAUGUUAUCAUUCCUACUGCCUUUCGGCACCUCAUGAACCUGAAAAACUCGUAACUUUAUGUUUCCUCAGGCAAAUAUCUUCUUUGUACAAUAAACAAUUUCUUCACCACGUUAACAAUCCUGCUACACUCACUAAUGCCUCAAGAAUAAAGUAAAGUUCAGGUGAUCUACGUCAUUAGGUAUUUUGCAUAUGUCAUGAACUAUAUAAGUAACAGAAACUUUGAAACCUACAAACACUUUUUGGAAUUUGGAAAAAGAUUCAUGAUUGAAUGAAGGAACUUUCAAUAAUCUUGUAGAAUAUGCGUAGAUUUGAUCUUCAGCAUCUAAAAAUAUGUGAAAUAGAAAGAACGACAAUAUCUUUUAUUAAUGUACCUACGUUAUAAGCAAAGGACCUGUGCGACAAUUCCCGGACUUUUUAGUCUGUUUAGUUAACACCGUAGUAACGUUUUCCAUAUAUAAAAAAUGCUCACCCUUCCAACUUUAAGCGCCCAGUGGGACGAGGGAUAGAAAGAGAAAGUCACAUGCUUGAGUACAUUUCAACCCAUGCGCAUUGCAUGCUUUUUUCGCAUAAAAAACAGUGGAGCGAUACAGGGCCACCAUGGCCCUCUUGUUUGAAAUGUUGGCAUUAUCACUUAGGUCAAAAAGGUGGUAAUAAGUAAAUGUAACUUUAAAGUUUGUUUGAAGAGUUUUUGAAAAAUGUAUACUCAAUUAAAGGUAUAAAUUUGAGAUAACAGUAUCCUCUUUGGUACUAAGACCUAAAAAGGCAGUAAAUUUACAUGUUCUUAUUUAUGUAUGCUAAUGAAAUUUUGUGUGUAUGCUUGCUUGUUAUUCAUAAAGAUCAUUCUGAAGAUCACAGUUUGUAUAUCUAUAAUAUUUUCACAAUAACGAAUGUUAGUCUUAAUUGACUCACAGUGAUGGCCACUAUUUUGAUAUUUGGCAAUGAGGCUUUACAAUUCUAUAAAAUGUUUGUUUUAUUAAAAAAAAUUACAACAUUUAAAAUGAAAGGCACACAUUUUCUUCCCCAGUCCAGAUCUAUUUCAGUUCUUCAUGUGUACUGAUUAACUUUCAUCCAGGCCAUCCAGUAAAGCCUCCUAAUGGUGCCAAGCUUGACAAGGACACCAGCUCCAGCAGUGAGUAGCAAGACAAGCUUGAAGGUCCCAAGCCCUUAGAAAAGCAGAGGGGGGAGGAACAUAUGCAAUUGAGAUGACAUCCACAAUGUUAAGAGCAGGACUCCAUCACCAUGCAGUCAUCACAACUGAAAUUAAUCACCAUGCAGUCAUCACAACUGAAAUUAAUCACCAUGCAGCCAUCAUAACAGGACUCUAUCACCAUGCAGUCAUCACAACAGGACUCCAUCACCAUGCAGUCAUCACAACAGAACUUCAUCAUCAUGCAGUCAUCAAAACAGGAAUCCAUCACAAUGCAGUCACCACAACAGGACUUCAUCAUCAUGCAGUGAUCACAACAGGACUCCAUCACCAUGCAGUCAUCACAACAGGACUUCAUCACCAUGCAGUCACCACAACAGGACUCCAUCACCAUGCAGUCAUCACAACAGGACUUCAUCACCAUGCAGUCACCACAAUAGGACUCCAUCACAAUGCAGUCACCACAACAGGUCUCCAUCACCAUGCAGUCAUCACAAUAGGACUUCAUCACAAUGCAGUCAUCACAACAGGACUCCAUCACAAUGCAGUCACCACAACAGGACUUCAUCACCAUGCAGUGAUAACAACAGGACUCCAUCACCAUGCAGUCAUCACAACAAGACUUCAUCACCAUGCAGUCACCACAACAGGACUCCAUCACCAUGCAGUCAUCACAACAGGACUUCAUCACCAUGCAGUCACCACAACAGGACUCCAUCACAAUGCAGUCACCACAACAGGUCUCCAUCACCAUGCAGUCAUCACAAUAGGACUCCAUCACAAUGCAGUCAUCACAACAGGACUCCAUCACAAUGCAGUCACCACAACUGGACUCCAUCACAAUGCAGUCACCACAACAGGAGUCCAUAACCAUGCAGUCAUCACAACAGGACUUCAUCACCAUGCAGUCACCACAACAGGACUCCAUCACCAUGCAGUCAUCACAACAGGACUUCAUCACCAUGCAGUCACCACAACAGGACUCCAUAACAAUGCAGUCACCACAGCAGGUCUCCAUCACCAUGCAGUCAUCACAAUAGGACUCCAUCACAAUGCAGUCAUCACAACAGGACUCCAUCACAAUGCAGUCACCACAACAGGACUCCAUCACAAUGCAGUCACCACAACAGGACUCCAUCACCAUGCCGUCAUCACAACAGGACUCCAUCACAAUGCAGUCAUCACAACAGGACUCCAUCACAAUGCAGUCACCACAACAGGACUCCAUCACAAUGCAGUCACCACAACAGGACUCCAUCACAAUGCAGUCACCACAACAGGACUCCAUCACCAUGCAGUCAUCACAAUAGGACUCCAUCACAAUGCAGUCACCACAACAGGACUUCAUCACCAUGCAGUUGUCACAACAGGACUUCAUCACCAUGCAGUCAUCACAACAGGACUUCAUCACCAUGCUGUCAUCACAACAGGACUUCAUCACCAUGCAGUCACCACAACAGGACUCCAUCACAAUGCAGUCACCACAACAGGACUUCAUCACCAUGCAGUGAUCACAACAGGACUCCAUCACCAUGCAGUCAUCACAACAUGACUUCAUCACCAUGCAGUCACCACAACAGGACUCCAUCACCAUGCAGUUAUCACAAUAGGACUCCAUCACAAUGCAGUCAUCACAACAGGACUCCAUCACAAUGCAGUCACCACAACUGGACUCCAUCACAAUGCAGUCACCACAACAGGAGUCCAUCACCAUGCAGUCAUCACAACAGGACUUCAUCACCAUGCAGUCACCACAACAGGACUCCAUCACCAUGCAGUCAUCACAACAGGACUUCAUCACCAUGCAGUCACCACAACAGGACUCCAUAACAAUGCAGUCACCACAGCAGGUCUCCAUCACCAUGCAGUCAUCACAAUAGGACUCCAUCACAAUGCAGUCAUCACAACAGGACUCCAUCACAAUGCAGUCACCACAACAGGACUCCAUCACAAUGCAGUCACCACAACAGGACUCCAUCACCAUGCAGUCAUCACAACAGGACUCCAUCACAAUGCAGUCAUCACAACAGGACUCCAUCACAAUGCAGUCACCACAACAGGACUCCAUCACAAUGCAGUCACCACAACAGGACUCCAUCACAAUGCAGUCACCACAACAGGACUCCAUCACCAUGCAGUCAUCACAAUAGGACUCCAUCACAAUGCAGUCACCACAACAGGACUUCAUCACCAUGCAGUUGUCACAACAGGACUUCAUCACCAUGCAGUCAUCACAACAGGACUUCAUCACCAUGCUGUCAUCACAACAGGACUUCAUCACCAUGCAGUCACCACAACAGGACUCCAUCACAAUGCAGUCACCACAACAGGACUUCAUCACCAUGCAGUGAUCACAACAGGACUCCAUCACCAUGCAGUCAUCACAACAUGACUUCAUCACCAUGCAGUCACCACAACAGGACUCCAUCACCAUGCAGUUAUCACAAUAGGACUCCAUCACAAUGCAGUCAUCACAACAGGACUCCAUCACAAUGCAGUCAUCACAAUAGGACUCCAUCACAAUGCAGUCAUCACAACAGAACUCCAUCACAAUGCAGUCACCACAACAGGACUCCAUCACAAUGCAGUCACCGCAACAGGACUCCAUUACCAUGCAGUCAUCACAAUAGGACUUCAUCACAAUGCAGUCACCACAACAGGACUUCAUCACCAUACAGUCUUCACAACAGGACUCCAUACCAACACAUUCAUCAAAACAGGACUACAUCACCAUGCGGCCAUCAUAACAGGACUUCAUCACCAUGCAGUCACCACAACAGGACUCCAUCACCAUGCAGUCAUCACAACAGGACUCCAUCACCAUGCAUUCAUCAAAACAGGACUCCAUCACCAUGCUGUCACCACAAGGACUCCAUCACCAUGCAGUCAUCACAACAGGACUCCAUCACAAUGCAGUCACCACAACAGGACUCCAUCACCAUGCUGUCACCACAACAGGACUACAUCACCAUGCGGCCAUCAUAACAGGACUCCAUCACCAUGCAGUCAUCACAACAGGACUCCAUCACCAUGCAGUCACCACAACAGGACUCCAUCACCAUGCAUUCAUCAAAACAGGACUCCAUCACCAUGCUGUCACCACAAGGACUCCAUCACCAGCAGUCAUCACAACAGGACUCCAUUACCACGCAUUCAUCAAAACAGGACUCCAUCACCAUGCAGUCACCACAACAGGACUCCAUUACCACGCAUUCAUCAAAACAGGACUCCAUCACCAUGCAGUCAUCUCAACAGGACUUCUUUUUCAUGCAAUGCUCAAAACAGGACUCCAUCACCAUGCAGUAUUCCGAAUAUAACUUAAUCACCCUUCUGUAAGCAUAAAAGAACCUUGACACCAUGCAGUCAUAAGAGCAGGACUUCAUCACCAUGCACUCCUCACAACAGGCAAUCAUUACAAAAGAGCUCCAUCACAAUGAAGUCAUCUCAGCAGGACUUUUAUCACCAUGCAGUCUUGACAAUUAGUACUUUAUCAUCAUGAAGUCAACAUAAUAGGCUUGUAUUACCAUGCAGCCACCUCAAAAGGGCUUCAUCGCCAUGCAGUCAUCACAACAGGGCUCCAUCACCAUGCAGUCAUCACAAUAGGACUCCAUCACAAGGCAGUCAUCACAAUAGGACCCAAUCACAAUGCAGUCAUCACAAUAGGACUUUAUCACCAUGCAGUCAUCACAAUAGGACUCCAUCACAAGGCAGUCAUCACAAUAGGACCCAAUCACCAUGCAGUCAUCACAACAGGACUUCAUCGCCAUGCAGUCACAACAACAGGGCUUCAUCACCAUGUAGUAAUUGUAAUAGGGUCUCCAUCACAAUGCAGUCAUCACAACUGAACUCCAUCAUUAGGCAGUUAUCCCAACAGGACUCAAUCACAAUACAGUUAUCACAACUGGACCCCAUCACCAUGCAGUCCUAACAACAGGACUCAAUCACCAUGCUUGUAACCACUACAGGACUUCAUCACCAUGCAGUCAUCACUACAGGACUUCCUCAACAUGCAGUCAUCACAACAGGACUCCAUCACCAUGCUUGUCAUCACAACAGGACUUCCUCACCAUGCAGUCAUCACAACAGGACUUCAUCACCAUGCAGUCACCACAACAGGACUCCAUCACAAUGCAGUCACCACAACAGGUCUCCAUCACCAUGCAGUCAUCACAAUAGGACUCCAUCACAAUGCAGUCAUCACAACAGGACUCCAUCACAAUGCAGUCACCACAACUGGACUCCAUCACAAUGCAGUCACCACAACAGGAGUCCAUCACCAUGCAGUCAUCACAACAGGACUUCAUCACCAUGCAGUCACCACAACAGGACUCCAUCACCAUGCAGUCAUCACAACAGGACUUCAUCACCAUGCAGUCACCACAACAGGACUCCAUAACAAUGCAGUCACCACAGCAGGUCUCCAUCACCAUGCAGUCAUCACAAUAGGACUCCAUCACAAUGCAGUCAUCACAACAGGACUCCAUCACAAUGCAGUCACCACAACAGGACUCCAUCACAAUGCAGUCACCACAACAGGACUCCAUCACCAUGCAGUCAUCACAACAGGACUCCAUCACAAUGCAGUCAUCACAACAGGACUCCAUCACAAUGCAGUCACCACAACAGGACUCCAUCACAAUGCAGUCACCACAACAGGACUCCAUCACAAUGCAGUCACCACAACAGGACUCCAUCACCAUGCAGUCAUCACAAUAGGACUCCAUCACAAUGCAGUCACCACAACAGGACUUCAUCACCAUGCAGUUGUCACAACAGGACUUCAUCACCAUGCAGUCAUCACAACAGGACUUCAUCACCAUGCUGUCAUCACAACAGGACUUCAUCACCAUGCAGUCACCACAACAGGACGCCAUCACAAUGCAGUCACCACAACAGGACUUCAUCACCAUGCAGUGAUCACAACAGGACUCCAUCACCAUGCAGUCAUCACAACAUGACUUCAUCACCAUGCAGUCACCACAACAGGACUCCAUCACCAUGCAGUUAUCACAAUAGGACUCCAUCACAAUGCAGUCAUCACAACAGGACUCCAUCACAAUGCAGUCAUCACAAUAGGACUCCAUCACAAUGCAGUCAUCACAACAGGACUCCAUCACAAUGCAGUCACCACAACAGGACUCCAUCGCAAUGCAGUCACCACAACAGGACUCCAUUACCAUGCAGUCAUCACAAUAGGACUCCAUCACAAUGCAGUCACCACAACAGGACUUCAUCACCAUACAGUCUUCACAACAGGACUCCAUACCAACACAUUCAUCAAAACAGGACUACAUCACCAUGCGGCCAUCAUAACAGGACUUCAUCACCAUGCAGUCACCACAACAGGACUCCAUCACCAUGCAGUCAUCACAACAGGACUCCAUCACCAUGCAUUCAUCAAAACAGGACUCCAUCACCAUGUUGUCACCACAAGGACUCCAUCACCAUGCAGUCAUCACAACAGGACUCCAUCACAAUGCAGUCACCACAACAGGACUCCAUCACCAUGCUGUCACCACAACAGGACUACAUCACCAUGCGGCCAUCAUAACAGGACUCCAUCACCAUGCAGUCAUCACAACAGGACUCCAUCACCAUGCAGUCACCACAACAGGACUCCAUCACCAUGCAUUCAUCAAAACAGGACUCCAUCACCAUGCUGUCACCACAAGGACUCCAUCACCAUGCAGUCAUCACAACAGGACUCCAUUACCACGCAUUCAUCAAAACAGGACUCCAUCACCAUGCAGUCACCACAACAGGACUCCAUUACCACGCAUUCAUCAAAACAGGACUCCAUCACCAUGCAGUCAUCUCAACAGGACUUCUUUUUCAUGCAAUGCUCAAAACAGGACUCCAUCACCAUGCAGUAUUCCGAAUAUAACUUAAUCACCCUUCUGUAAGCAUAAAAGAACCUUGAUACAUGCAGUCAUCAGAGCAGGACUUCAUCACCAUGCACUCCUCACAACAGGCAAUCAUUACAAAAGAGCUCCAUCACAAUGAAGUCAUCUCAGCAGGACUUUUAUCACCAUGCAGUCUUGACAAUUAGUACUUUAUCAUCAUGAAGUCAACAUAAUAGGCUUGUAUUACCAUGCAGCCACCUCAAAAGGGCUUCAUCGCCAUGCAGUCAUCACAACAGGGCUCCAUCACCAUGCAGUCAUCACAAUAGGACUCCAUCACAAGGCAGUCUUCACAAUAGGACCCAAUCACCAUGCAGUCAUCACAAUAGGACUUUAUCACCAUGCAGUCAUCACAAUAGGACUCCAUCACAAGGCAGUCAUCACAAUAGGACCCAAUCACCAUGCAGUCAUCACAACAGGACUUCAUCGCCAUGCAGUCACAACAACAGGGCUUCAUCACCAUGCAGUAAUUGUAAUAGGGUCUCCAUCACAAUGCAGUCAUCACAACUGAACUCCAUCAUUAGGCAGUUAUCCCAACAGGACUCAAUCACAAUACAGUUAUCACAACUGGACCCCAUCACCAUGCAGUCCUAACAACAGGACUCAAUCACCAUGCUUGUAACCACUACAGGACUUCAUCACCAUGCAGUCAUCACUACAGGACUUCCUCAACAUGCAGUCAUCACGACAGGACUCCAUCACCAUGCUUGUCAUCACAACAGGACUUCCUCACCAUGCAGUCAUCACAACAGGGUUCCAUCACCAUGCUUGUCACCACUCCAUAACUUCCUCACCAUGCAGUCAUCACAACAACACUGCAUCAAUGCGCAGUCAUCACAACAGGACUCAAUCAUUAUGCAGUCAUCUCAACAUGACUCAAUCACCAUGCAGUCAUCACAACAGGAAUCCAUCAUUAUGCAGUCAUCAAAACAGGACUUCAUCACCAUGCAGUCAUCUCAAAAGUACUCCAUGGCAACGCAGACAUCACAAUAAGACUUCAUUACCAGGCAAUAAUUACAAUAUAAAUCCAUCACCAUGCCGUAAUAAUACAAGGAAUUUGUUGCCAUGCUGUCCUCACAAGCGGACUCGAUUCCCAUGAAGUCAUCACAACUGGAAUCAAUCACCAUGCAGUCACCACAACAGGACUACAUUACCAUGCAUUCAUCACAAUAGAACUCAUUAACCAUCCAGUCAUCAAAACAGUACUCCAUCACCAUAUGCAGUCACCUGAACAGGAAUCCAUUACCAUGCAGUCACCACAACAGGACUCCGUAACCAUGCAGUCACCACAACAAGACUCCAUCACCAUGCAGUCACCACAACAAGACUCCAUCACCAUGCUGUCAUCAAAAUAGCACUCCAUCACGAUUAAGUCAUCAUUACAGGACUCCAUCAACAUGCCAUCAUCACAACAGGACUCCAUUAUC